ACUGCCGUGGUGUGAUUUCACAAAAGACUUUUUCUGCGUUGAACAGGAGUCGUCAUUAACUGGCUUAUCUGCAUUUCUCGAGUCAGCUUGUGACCAGACACAAAGACCUCUGACCCCUGGCCCGGGCCGACAGCCAAACGCAGCCCUCGCACAGAUGUGUGUAUUGUCCAGCGCGCAGCGGUGCCUACGAGCUCUUUCAGCUAAUGACGUGUGUGAGUGGGUGUGUGUGUGUAAGUGCAUGUGUUCACAAUACUGUAGAUUUCAUCCCUUCACAUUCUCAUAAACACACGUUACUGGACCAGAGAUACUGCAAUUCUCAAAACUAUCACUAGCUGUGAUAGUGUGCAUUAGAGCAAGUGAGUUAUGCGUUUAUAUCCUGUUCUGCUGAGCAAAGGUCACCUUUCAAGACAGCAGUGCUGCUUUGUAUUUGUCUUGUUGCACUUUUUAAGACGCAUAUGUGUUCAGAUUGCAAUAUUUGCAAGCAAACAGCAGUUCCCAGAGAUGCAUUGGUGCAGGUGGGCAGGCGGCUGGACGUCUCACUUUCACACACAGUCCACAGGGCAAGAGGAUGAAGAUCGCUGUGACUUUCUGUUCAAGAUCAUCCUGAUCGGCGACAGCAACGUGGGAAAGACUUGCGUGAUCCACAGCUUCAAGUCUGGGGUGUUCAGUGACAACCAGCACAACACUAUUGGAGUGGACUUCACCGUUCGCAGCAUGGACAUCGAUGGGAAGAAAGUAAAGAUGCAGGUCUGGGACACGGCGGGACAGGAGCGUUUCCGCACCAUCACACAGAGUUACUACCGAAGCGCCCACGGUGCCAUGAUCGCGUACGACCUGACCCGGCGACCCACCUUUGAGUCUCUGCCGCACUGGAUACAAGGAGUGGAGCAGUACGGAGCCGCCAACGUCGUCUUCGUUCUGAUAGGAAAUAAGUGUGACCUGGAGGCGCAGCGGCAGGUGCUGUUUGAGGACGCGUGCACGCUGGCGGAGCGGACCGGGGCGCUGGCCGCACUCGAGACCUCCGCAAAACAGUAUCGUAACAUCGAGGAAGCCUUCGAACUGAUGGCCCGCGAACUCAUAGUACGACACGGAGGAACAGUCCAUCAGGACAACCAAUCAGAUUUACCCACAGUUUUCUUGCACAUGGAUUCUCAUUCAAUAGAUGGAGAACAUAAGAAGAGGUCAUGUGACUGCUGACUUUAUUAGGUGGACUAAGAUGAUAAAUACAGUGGGAUAUGACAAAAAUAAAUCAGACAUCUCAGAAAAUGUAGUUGCAUUUAAUGAACGAACUCUGUAAACUUACACAAGUAUGAUAUUAUGUUUUUCUUGUUCUGUGACAUUUAUUUUGCAGUAGGUUGUGUACAGUACAAUAAAAUGCAAAAACAU
Rhinichthys klamathensis goyatoka is the source of this 1386-nucleotide messenger RNA. RefSeq names its product ras-related protein Rab-19 (gene rab19). The record is from RefSeq and is a predicted model, not a curated record. Gene Ontology annotation, cellular component: trans-Golgi network. Gene Ontology annotation, molecular function: GTPase activity; GTP binding. Bases 364 to 1197 code for a protein of 277 amino acids. NCBI's taxonomy places the organism in Eukaryota, Metazoa, Chordata, Actinopteri, Cypriniformes, Leuciscidae. The transcript is spliced from 6 exons.